CCUGAGUUCAAUGGGGAGCUGGGAAUUGGUCCGGGAAAGAAAAACAAGGGCAAGCAUUUGGAGGAUUUGAGCACCUCUUCUGCCUGUGAGCGAUUGGUCACUUCCUUCCGUAAGACUGGCACCAGCAGACAUGCAGUCUCAGAGGAUCCCGGGGAGAAAGCGAGGCCGACCCCCGCUUCACUCAACACCCAUGAAGAUGGCAGUUCAUACCCUUUAUUCCGCUUCAGCUGGCUCUUUGCCAGCAGUGAAGAUCCCAAAGAAAAGAGGGCGGAAGCCUGGGUACAAGCUCAAGUCUCGGGUUCUUAUGACUCCUUUAGCCCUCUCACCUCCGCGAAGCACACCGGAGCCCGACCUCAGCUCCAUCCCUCAGGAUGCAGCCACCAUACCCAGCUUGGCGGUCCCACAGGCUCUGACAGUCUGCCUGUACGUCAACAAGCAAGCCAACACAGGGCCGUACCUGGAGAGGAGGAAGCUGCAGCAGCUCCCCGAGCGCUUUGGGCCUGAGAGGCCAUCGGCGGUCUUGCAGCAAGCCGUACAAGCGUGCAUCGACUGUGCCCACCAGCAGAAGCUGGUCUUCUCCCUGGUCAAACAGGGCUAUGGUGGCGAGAUGGUGUCAGUCUCGGCGUCCUUUGAUGGGAAACAGCACCUGCGGAGCCUGCCUGUGGUGAACAGCGUCGGCUACGUCCUCCGCUUCCUCGCCAAGCUGUGCCGAAGCCUCCUGUGUGAUGACCUCUUCAGCCACCAGCCCUUCCCUAGGGGCUCCGGUGGCUCUGAGGAAGCCCAGGACAAGAAGGAAGGCAGGAUGGAGUCAGCAAAAACAGCCACCACUGAGGAGUGCCUGGUGAACCCUGUAGGCAUGAACCGCUACAGCGUGGACCCCUCCGCCUCUGCCUUUAGCCACAGGGGCUCCUUGCCCACCUCCUCCUCGCUGUACUGCAAGAGGCAGAACUCUGGAGAUGGCCAUCUUGGGGGAGGCCUGGCCACCACUGCCAGUGGUCCCCGCUCCAGCCCCAUGUCCUCUGGAGGCCCCUUGGCACCUGGGCUGAGGCCCCCAGGCUCCAGCCCCAAGAGAAACGGGACCUCUCUUGAAGGAAACCGAUGUGCCUCGAGCCCUUCCCCCGACGGGCAGGACACCAGGCGGCCGAGGAGCAGGAACCCGUGCACCUGGACUGUGGAGGAUGUGGUCUGGUUCGUGAAAGACGCUGACCCGCAGGCUCUGGGUCCGCACGUGGAGCUCUUCAGAAAGCACGAGAUUGAUGGCAAUGCACUCUUGUUGCUGAAGAGCGAUAUGAUCAUGAAGUACUUGGGUCUGAAACUGGGACCCGCGCUGAAACUCUGCUACCAUAUUGAUAAACUGAAGCAAGCCAAAUUCUGAAGGUUUUUACAAAGAUAGAAGCAAAGUCCAGACAACAGGUCUCAAGAUCAUCUUCUGCCUUACCAACAUCCAGCACCAUCACAAAAUGGAUUCUCUCCUGAAAAAUAACAGCCACAAAGACUGGGUCUUUUUAUAAAACUUGUGCAUCUCUGCCUUUUAAAAAAAUUCAACAUGGCCCUUUUGAAAGGCUCCUCUGUGUUAAUGAUUUGCCAAAAAAAUAAUGGAAAAGCCUAUUAUUUUAGCAUUUUUAUAGGUUGGUUGCUCUGAGAAUGGGUCCUAUUUUUAUGAUGAGAGAUCAGGGAACCCAAUGCUACAGCCCACGGAGAACCUUGGAGGGUUCCAAGGAUGUGAGAAGAAAGACCUUUGUCUCUACAGGGACUCCACCAUAGCACCACCUGUCUUUAACUCUGCCCCAGGGACCUGUCAUUGUGAGCCUUGCUUAAUUCAGCUCUGGAAGCUGUCCUCCGAGGAAACACGCCUCCUCACCUUGCACUAUCUGGAAAACUUGAAUUCUUUCGCUCUCUGAAAGAGAAGAAAAAAAUCUUUUUCUAUUCCUAGUUAUCCGAAGUACUGUGUUGUCCCACUAGAGGGCAGACUGCUAAUGAAGUUUCAGGACCCUCCCAGCAGCAGCCUGCUGAUUUAGUACUUAGUGGACGGGUUAGGGUCUCUGUGAACAAGAUCUAGCGCACAGACAUGGAGAAUUUCUUCCACAGUCAGCACCACAGAUUGCAACUUGGGGAAGAAACUAUCUUCUAGAACGUUCUAGUUCAUAUCCAGUCAUUAUUGACUGACUGAGAUGCCCAAGCAGCAAAGGCAAAAAUUUGGAAGUAUGUUCUUCCCAGAUGGGGCUUUGGAGUUCCUUCCCUUUCAGAGUCCUUACUGGGGUGUUGAUGUGUUGGCACGCUGAAGAGUCUUAGUGACGUUUAGCCCAUGGGUGUUUCUUUAAAAAAAUUAGAAAAGUGUCUCAGAUAAGCUUUGAAAUGGGAGAGUGUUGAUUUCUUGUUACA
This is a messenger RNA of Leptonychotes weddellii (Weddell seal), 2382 nucleotides long. Lineage: Eukaryota; Metazoa; Chordata; Mammalia; Carnivora; Phocidae. The record is from RefSeq and is a predicted model, not a curated record.